CCCCAGGGGCAGAACUACUCCCAGAGGGUUACUGCAGCCAGGAACUGAGCACAGGCUGGGGAAGUUGGGCGUAGCCUUAAACUUUCUGCAGCUCUGCUGGGUGUGGUGAGGGAUGUCUAUCUUGGUGGGGCUCCCUUGGAGAAGAACCCCUGGGGGCCACUGGCUGUGUCCCAGUGGUGAUAAGCACAGGUUCUGUGCCUUGCCCAAGGCAGUGCUGGCUGUGGCUCCUUCUGUCCGGGCCCAAGCGGACUCCUUCCCCAUCUGCCUGUGGUGCCUGAAGCCCUUCGGUCCUCUCUCUUACGCUCCUGCUUCUGCCCCCAGCUCCUGCUCCCGCUGCAGCACAGAUGGGGCUCCCCUGGGGCUGUGGCCGCCCCAGCCUCACCGGCCAUGCCAGGGGCCUCCUGACUUCCCUCGUCACUCUGCACCUCCUUCGGCUGGGCUCAGCCCAGCUCACAGUGGUGGGACCAGGCCACUCUGUCACUGCCACCGUGGGGCAGGAUGUCGUGCUGCCCUGCCACUUGUCCCCUCAACGCGAUGCUCGCAGCUUGGAGGUCAGGUGGAUCCGGGACAGUAUCUCUGAGACAGUGCACCACUACCGCAAUGGAGAGGAUCUGUACGGGGAGCAGAUGGAGGCAUAUGCCGGGAGGACAGAGUUGGUCAGAGAUGGUCUCUCUGCUGGAAGACUGGACUUGCGAAUCACGGGGCUGAGACCCUCUGAUGAUGGCCAGUACGUCUGCACUGUGGUAGAUGGUCAUGCUUAUGACGAAGCCAUUGUGGAGCUGGAGGUGUCAGCCACAGGCGCUGACCCCCACCUCUCCCUGGGGGGCUACGAGGCCGGAGGCGUCCGGGUGCUGUGUCGAUCGGCCGGCUGGUACCCGCUGCCGCAGCUGCUGUGGAGGGAUGCUCGCGGGCAGCACCUGCCCUCGGUCUCCCAGACACAUUCCCAGGACCAGGAGGGGCUCUUUGAAAUCGAAGGUGCCGUCAUCGUGACCGGGAGCAUGGAGGGGCCCUUGUCCUGCGUGGUCAGGAACAGCCGCCUCCAGCAGGAGCAGGAAUCAUCCCUGCACAUUGCAGCUCCCUUCUUCCACAACGCCCAGCGCUGGAUGGUGGCUCUGGCUCUGAUCCUCGUGCUUUUGGCUGUGUCCAUUGGCCUCGGUGUUUAUCUCUUUCGAAAGCAAGCGGCACAGAGGCGAGAGCUGGUGAACAGAGAUGCAAAGCUGGAGGAACAACCUGCAGAGAUCGAGGAAAAAGAUGCAAGACUGGCGGAAUUGGCUGCCAAAGUGGAGGAACAAGCUGCAGAGCUGGUGAGAAAAGAUGCAAGUAUGGCGGACCAAGCUGCAGAGCUGAAGAAACAAGCUGCAGAGCUGGUGAGAAAAGAUGCAACUAUGGCGGAACAAGCUGCAGAGCUGGCAUGGAGAAGGUGUCUGCUGCCUCAUAACAGAGUGAAGGUGACCCUGGAUCCGGACACGGCUCAUCCCCUGCUUGUUGUGUCUCAGGACAACUGCAGUGUGAGAUGUGAAAGUGAAUGGCAGAAGGUUCCUGACACACCAGAGAGAUUUGACUACCGGUGGUGCGUGCUGGGCCGUGAGGAGUUCAGAGAGGGGAGGCACUGCUGGAUGGUGGUGGUGGAGGUAGAGCGGCUAAAGGAUUCACGUUGGGCUGUGGGGGUGGCCAGGGCUUCUGUGGAGAGGAAGGGGUAUUUCAAAAGGAGCCCUGUAGAAGGGAUCUGGGCUGUGGAGUACAAUGAGGGGCACCUCACAUCUCUCACAUGGCCUCCCACUCCCUUGUCCCUGUCCCCUGUCCCCACAAGGAUCUGGGUCUGUCUGGACUGUACCCAGGGGCAGGUGUCUUUUAUCAAUGCUGACAAUGGGGUCCAGAUCUUCACUUUCACAGCAGCCUCCUUCAAUGGGGAGAGCAUCCGCCCCUGGUUCUGGGUGGAGACAGUGGGAAUUCAGCUGUGCCUGAGGGACAGAACACCCCAGACCCUGUCCCCAGCCCUGGGGGGCUCCUGCCCUUCUCCAGACACUCCUGCAUCACCUCUCCUUGAUCCUGCAGGACCAGCACAGGAAUGAGGGGCAGUGGGACCAGGGGCUGCCCUGUGUUCCUCCCUGCUGCUGGAGGAGGGCUGGGAUGCUACAAGCAGGGGCCAUGCCCCUUGCAGCCCCUGGGCUCUGCCCUGCACGCGGCUCCUGUGCUGGGGCACAAGCCCUGCUGGCACCCACGGGUCUCAGCCUGCCUCUGAGCCCCAACGGGCAGCACAGGGGCUGCAGCAGCUCUCCACGCUCCUCUCCCCUCUGCUUGCACUGCUUGCAGACCCCAGGGCAAGGGAUGUGGUCACCGUGUGCUGACAGCAAUUGCAGACCACCUUUGCCUCCUAGGUUGGGGUUGAUGUGUUCUAUGUGCCUGGUGCUGAGCAUGAGCAGCCUGUGGCAGCACUUUAUUCCUUCCUCUAGAGUAUAUGUAUCCAAGGCCCAGCAGCAGCAGGACUGUGUCAAAUAAAGUUUUGUACAGGAA
Messenger RNA from Anas platyrhynchos (mallard), 2514 nucleotides. NCBI's taxonomy places the organism in Eukaryota, Metazoa, Chordata, Aves, Anseriformes, Anatidae. The record is from RefSeq and is a predicted model, not a curated record.